This is a messenger RNA of Purpureocillium lilacinum, 1221 nucleotides long. Lineage: Eukaryota; Fungi; Ascomycota; Sordariomycetes; Hypocreales; Ophiocordycipitaceae. The record is from RefSeq and is a predicted model, not a curated record.
AUGAGCUCGAGUUUCUACACAUACGCCUACGAUACAGACACAUUCGCCCAGGCAGCUAGCCCAGACAAAAACCCGAGAGCCGAAGGUGCCAUGGUAUGGAUUCCAGCGGGCGAUACCCUUGGACUGCUUGUAUACAUGGGGGGUAUUGUCACUCCAUAUGGUAAUGGCACGGGUAAUGGCACGGGUAAUGGCACGGCAGCUCCCCAACCAUUUGACAAGAUCUUUGUGUUUGAUGCCAAGGGAAACUCAUGGUCGACUCAGACAGCAACCGGAGAGAUACCUCAAAAUAGGCGCCAGUUCUGUGUUGACGUUGCCUGGGCGCCCGACAAAUCAAGCUUUAACAUUUACCUGUGGGGGGGCUUGAGCGUGCCGCCCCCGGAUGUAAACGCAACCUCGUUUAAUGAUAUAUACAUCUUAACCCUCCCCUCAUUCAUCUGGGUGAAGGCCUAUCCUGAUCACCACGGGAACGCCACGCUGCCUCCGCAAUAUGGCCACUACAGUGCUUCCUGCAACAUGGUCAAGUCAAUGUCGCAGCUGUUCGUCAUCGGCGGUACGUACACGGAUACUGAUGCCUGCGACCUCGCGGUCGACGCAUGGGCGCAGCACAAUUUUUGGACGGGGACGAGCCAGAACGCCGGCGAUAACCAGACGUACUGGGCGUUGUACGAUCCCAACGUCACAAGUAACGUCGUCUCCGUUGACGUCUAUAAUGUCGUUGGUGGGACAAAGGACGGCGGCGCAACACUCGUGAGUCCCAAAGCCGGAUUCGACUCUAGCAACAAACCUCUCCAGGACCUUUUGGGGCGGAGGCCAUCGAUUCCACCGCGGUCUCCGACUCGCCACAUCCCCAGCCCGACCACCUCAUCGACGCCGACGCCGACGUCGUCGACCCCUCCAGGGCCGGCGCUCUCUACCGGCGCAAUCGUCGGCAUCGUUAUCGGCGGCACCGUGGGGCUACUGCUCGUGCUGUUUGUGUGGCUCCUCAUUCGGAGGAGGGUCGUCCGCAGUCGGGAGAAUCGGCGCCAAUCGGAAAUGACGCAGGCUUCGUACAGCGGCGGCAGCACGGCUGGGGAACAGAGCACGGUCAGCCCGCACACGUCCGUUGGUACCUGGGUGAUGGCGUCCGGUCCCGGUAGCCCGAAACUGGCGUGUCUGCUACCGCCGUCCGAGCUCCCAACACAGCAGGGCGGCAAUAGAGGUGUUGCCAGCGAGCUACCGUAG